This is a messenger RNA of Chinchilla lanigera (long-tailed chinchilla), 2051 nucleotides long. It is a transcript of the gene Pgap3, whose product is annotated as post-GPI attachment to proteins 3. Gene Ontology annotation, cellular component: endoplasmic reticulum membrane. The transcript is spliced from 8 exons. The coding region runs from base 48 to 1010 and encodes 320 amino acids. Lineage: Eukaryota; Metazoa; Chordata; Mammalia; Rodentia; Chinchillidae. Gene Ontology annotation, biological process: GPI anchor biosynthetic process. The record is from RefSeq and is a predicted model, not a curated record. Gene Ontology annotation, molecular function: hydrolase activity, acting on ester bonds.
UGGAGGCUUCCUAAGCUCCGCCCUUCGCCGCCAGCCAGAGUGACAGGAUGGCGGUGCGUGCUGCGCGGCUGGUGCUUCUGGCCGGGGCAACCGCGCUGGCUAGCGCCUCCCAAGGCGACCGCGAGCCGGUGUACCGCGACUGCGUGCUGCGGUGCGAGGAGCGGAACUGUUCGGGGGGCGCACUGAAGCACUUCCGCUCCCAUCAGCCAAUCUACAUGAGUCUGGCAGGCUGGACUUGUCGGGAUGACUGCAAGUAUGACUGCAUGUGGGUCACCGUCGGCCUGUACCUCCAGGAGGGCCACAGGGUGCCCCAGUUCCACGGCAAGUGGCCUUUCUUCCGGUUCCUGUUCUUCCAAGAACCCGCUUCUGCCCUGGCCUCUUUCCUCAACGGCCUGGCCAGCCUGGUGAUGCUCUGCCGCUACCGCACCUCCGUGCCCGCCUCGUGCCCCAUGUACCACACGUGUGUGGCCUUCGCCUGGGUGUCCCUCAAUGCUUGGUUCUGGUCCACAGUUUUCCACACCAGGGACACGGAGCUCACAGAGAAAAUGGAUUACUUCUGCGCCUCGGCCGUCAUCCUGCACUCCAUCUACCUGUGCUGCGUCAGGACUGUGGGGCUGCAGCGCCCAGCCGUGGCCAGCGCCUUCCGGGGCCUCCUGCUGCUCCUGCUCACAGCGCACGUGUCCUACCUGAGCCUGGUCCACUUCGACUACGGCUACAACCUGGUGGCCAACGUGGCCAUUGGUCUGGCGAACGUGGCAUGGUGGCUGGCCUGGUGCCUGCGGAACGGCCGGCGGCUGCCACACACACGCAAGUGCGCGGCCGUGGUCCUGCUGCUGCAGGGGCUGUCCCUGCUCGAGCUGCUCGACUUCCCACCGCUCUUCUGGGUCCUGGACGCCCACGCCAUCUGGCACGUCAGCACCAUUCCCCUCCACGUCCUCUUCUUCAGCUUCCUGGAGGACGACAGCCUGUACCUGCUGAGGGAGUUGGAAGCCAAGUCCAAGCUGGACUGAGGACCUGGCCCCGCCCCGUGAUGGAUGUUAGCCUUUUACCUCUUCUGGUUUUCGUCUUCUGAGACAGGGUCUCGCUGUGUAGUCCAGGCUGGCCUCGAACUUAUUGCAGUCCUCCUGCCUCAGCCUCCUGAGGCAGUUUAGCUUCCUGAACUUGGACAUGAGGGAUGUGGGCCCAGACUCGUGGGCUGCCCACCCCUCGCUGUUCUCACAGACCAUGGGUCAGCGUCUGGGUUCAGAUGGGGAGCCCUGGGGCCUGCAGCUGAGCGGCGUUGCAGAGGAGACUGGAAACACUGCCUCUGCUCGUAGCAGCCAGACGCCCACCACAGGCGCCUCUCUGCGGGAGACCAGGUACCAGUUAGGGGUAAGAUGGGGUCCCCUUCUGUCACCCCGCCCUCCCCCGAGGCACCACCAGGUGGCACUAGAUGCCCGCUCUUUGUGCAGUUGGAAGGCCAACCUCUUUCCCAUGGGGUUGCUGGGACCGAGGACGGGGCCUGAUGAGGGGUUGCUCCCUGAUUUUGAGCCCUCACCUCACCCUCUUCGGGGAAGGGCCCCCGAGGGCACCCAGCAAGCGCGAGAGUGUGGAGGGGAGGGGAUGCCGAGCCGAAUGAGCGCAGAGGCAGGGGGGUCGGGGCUCGCAGGCUCAAGGAGGCCUGCAGUGUAGACGGAGUGCGCAGGCUGGGGUGGGAGGAGCGUCACACACACUGUGUGUGCGAGUCAGAUGAGUGUGCCAGCAAGCGUGUGUGCCACAAGGUAGGGAGUUUGGCGCGGGAUGGGGACCAGGUCACGGUCAUCGGUCCCCUGAGCGCCAGCUCUGCCCAUGGCCACAGCCAGGCACAGGCCAGGAUGCGCCCUGGUCUGUGGGGGGUCCUGUGCACACGAGUGUGAGUGUGCGUGCACGCACGUACCCGUCUGCCUGUCCAGUGCCCCUCUGCUGCCCUCCAAACCUCACAGGAGCGCCAGACAAGUUUUUUGGGUUUUUAUUUUAUUUUGUUUUUGAGACGGUCUGCUACGUAGUCAGGCUGGCCUUAAACUCACUAUGUA